Messenger RNA from Colletotrichum destructivum, 1922 nucleotides. RefSeq names its product Putative GDSL lipase/esterase, SGNH hydrolase superfamily. Lineage: Eukaryota; Fungi; Ascomycota; Sordariomycetes; Glomerellales; Glomerellaceae. Gene Ontology annotation, molecular function: hydrolase activity, acting on ester bonds. The record is from RefSeq and is a predicted model, not a curated record. The coding region runs from base 609 to 1601 and encodes 330 amino acids. The transcript is spliced from 4 exons.
CACACAUCGCCUUUUCUCCACACGGAUCAGAGCGAAAAGGUUCGAUGAGCCGUCCCCCCCUGAAAUGACCAGGAGGAGUGAGCCUCGGCAAGAGAAGCUCAACCGCAGCGUCGAUGAACCUGAAAGGCGCACUCAAAAGCCGACGCUGGCUCUGGUUAUGCUGGCGUGAAUCAAGUACCGACAAUAUGCAACGUCGGACUUCGGAUGCCGGCAAUGACACACAUGAAAUCCUUCGGCGGAGCCGGAGGGUACCUCACAACCGCGGCCGACAAACAGCCCCCUUCCCCUCCCCCCCUGCAAGCGUCCAAAGCUUCCUCGCUCCCUUCCGUUUAUUGAGGGGCUCCCGGGAGGGGGGCUUCAUGGGUCGGGUAAGGUGUAGAUUGAGGUCUCGAGCCCCCUUCGUGGAGCUCCUGUUCCGUUGUGCCGGUUCCUGUGAGUGGUUGCCGGGUGUUUAUAACGUCACCGGGUUCCCGUCGAUCCAGCGCGUCGAUCUUUGUUGAGUCCGUCUCCUCCUCUCGGUUCCCUGCUUUCGUCUCUGUUCCGUCUCGAUCCCGAGUCUUUCGUUUCUGGAAAUCCACGUUCGUUUAGUGAAAGCAGUGCGGGACACAAUGAAGUCGACUCUCUUGACUACGGGCCUCUUGGCCGUCGGGGCGAGCGCCCUUGACAAGCGUGCAUGCACGGCGACCGCGGAGUGGCCGGGCUGGUCCAGCAUCAAGCACGCCUUUGUCUUCGGCGAUUCUUACUCCCAGACAGGCUUCAACACCUCCCUUGAGGCCCCUUCCCCUUCCAACCCUCUCGGAAACCCCUCCUACCCGGGCUGGACCUCCUCCAACGGGCCGAAUUGGGUCGACUAUCUCACGGUCAAGCACAACGCCUCGCUGCUUUACACUUACAACCUCGCCUUCGGCGGCGCCACCGUCGACGCCGCCCUCGUUAAGCCCUACGCCGACACCGUCCUCACCCUAAAGGACCAGGUCCAGACCCUCUUCGCCUCCGCCUACGCCUCCCGCGCCGAGCCGGCCUGGGGCGGCGCCGACUCCGUCUUCGCCUUCUGGAUCGGCGUCAACGACAUCGGCAACUCGUACUGGAACGGCGCGGCCGCGACCUCGGCCCUCAACGCCAGGAUCGUCGACGUCUACCAGGGCCUCGCCGCCGAGCUGUACGCCGCCGGCGCGCGCAACUUCGUCUGGCUGACGGUGCCGCCCGUCGACCGCACGCCGAUGCUGCUCGCCGAGAACGCCGACGCGCAGACUCUCGCGCGUGAGGAUGUCGCGGACUUCAACGGCCGCGUCGGCGACAUGGCGCGCAACGUGACGGGGUGGGAGGGCGCGAACGCGUGGGUCGUGGACGCCAACGCCGUGUUCAACGGCGCCCUGGACAACGUGGGCGCGUUCGAGGCGACCAAGGGUCUGAAGAACACGACGGGGUACUGCGAGGCGUAUGAGAACGGGACCGGUGCGGAGGAUACCCUCGUGGAGAGCUGCACCUACAGGGUCAACGAGUACUUCUGGCUCAACUCGCUACACCCGACGUACCCGAUCCACGACGCCGUCGCCGAGACGGUCGGUGCGGCGCUGGCGGCCGGGCCGAAUGUCUGCUGAUCAGUUUGAAGUGGGCCGGAUCUGCUGGGUGCGAGUUGUAUAUCUAUGUUCAAGGAUGUUUACAUAUUAACCUCCGUAUAUAACCCUCACCCCCCCUUGGUGGCUGUCGCAAUCUUUUGGCAGCGUUUGCGACUCUGACGCGGGAAAAGACGACUUCCAAGUCUGAGUAUUGCAUCAGCAUAGACGUCCGAAUCGCGCCGGGUGCAUGUGGUGCACCGGUGUCCAUACGAGUGCAACAUCAGUACGCCUCACAACUGUCAACUGUAAAGAACUAAACGUACAAUGAUACUCGCGUGUACAAGACACGCACUUCGUUCCUCG